Messenger RNA from Cynara cardunculus var. scolymus (artichoke), 1814 nucleotides. RefSeq lists its product as uncharacterized. The transcript has a single exon. The coding region runs from base 583 to 1611 and encodes 342 amino acids. Lineage: Eukaryota; Viridiplantae; Streptophyta; Magnoliopsida; Asterales; Asteraceae. The record is from RefSeq and is a predicted model, not a curated record.
AGUUUGUUGCUUAAUGGACCCUCACUCAUUAAUCUUUCUUUGUCCCAUUCAUCCCUCACAACGUCUUUAUUCAUGCUCCAGCUCUUUAGCUUUUUGUUGGAUUCAUCAUCAUUUCGUUUUCAAACUUUAGGGUUCAUCAUUGAAAGUACCAAAUUGGAGCUUGCAUUUCACUGGGUUUUUCCAAGAUUUCUUGAAUAACUGUGGGGUCUGUUUCGUUUCUAGGAAUUGUGAUUAGGUUUGGAUUUCACUGGGUUUUCCAAGAUUUCUUGAAGAAAAAAGAUUCAUAGUCUUGAGUGUUUGGCUACCUGUUUUUGGGGUUUGUUUCAUUUUUUAGGAAUUGUUUAUUGUUCUUCAUCAUUCAGGAGCAAUUAGGUUUUGGAUUUCAUAGAGUUUUCCAAGAUUUCAUUGGUAAGUUCUGAUUUAGGGAUUCUCAUAUCGUUAUUUCUUGAAAUUUGAGAUCUGAAUCUGCUAAUUUCUUGCUCUCUAGGGUUCAUUUCUUGAGGGUUUUUGAUUAUUAAUCUACUUUCAUCAAAACCCAUAUCACUGUUUUCAAAUUCGUGAUCUUAAAAUCAAUUAAUCAUUAUGGGAUCUCGUCAAAAUGUCAUCUUGCCAAAUAAAGAGGGGUUUAUUGGUGUUCUUGAGGUUUUCAUACACCAAGCUAGAGAUAUACACAACAUAUGUAUUUACCAUAAACAAGAUGUUUAUGGCAAGAUUUUCUUGACAAGUGACCCCGAAGCAACCGAGUCAACUCGGACAAUCAAUGGGGGAGGACAGAACCCUGUUUUUAAUGAGAAUCUUAGGAUCAAUGUUCGAAAUGGGGAUUGUUCUCUGAGAUGUGAAAUUUGGAUGCUUAGUAGGGUUAGAAAUUAUCUUGAAGAUCAGCUUUUGGGGUUUUCUAUGGUGCCUUUAUGUGAAAUUCUUGCCGAAAAUGGAAAGUUAGAAAAGGAAUUUGAACUUUCAACUAGCGAACUUUUCCAUUCGCCUUCUGGUUUCGUUAAAUUAAGCAUCACCUACAUUGGAUCGGAGCCAGAUGUGAUGGAGAUACCGGUGGCUCAUCGUUGUGUAUGUGAUCAAGAUUCAGAAGAAUGUGAUCGAGAUUCUCGUGAACUAGAAAAGUUAGAGUUCCCCGAUCCAAAGGUCAUGAACGAAAACGAAAUCAUGGUUUCUGAAUAUUAUUCUAACAAGUAUGGGACCACCGAAACUGAUGAUUCUCUUAGUUCGGAUUCUAACAAUCAUAUAGUUUCAGGAGUUCCUGAAGAAAAUCUUGAAACUACUUCCCUUCCAAACGUUGAAAUCCCGUCAAGAAACAACCCCGAACCAUCAGAGAAGAAAGAAGAGAGAACCCAGAGUGUCGUUGACUCAUUGGCGCAGCCUGGUAUUGGAUUCAAAUCCGAAUCAGAACAAAAAGUGGUGCAGCAAGAGAUUGUGGAUAUGUAUUUGAAAAGCAUGAAGCAGUUCACCGAGGCUUUGGCGAAGAUGAAGCUUCCAAUGGAUACCAGAAGCGACUCACCUGAUAUCGGGGGUAAAAAUGGUACAGAAUCGAACGGAAAAGAGUCAAACGGGGAGGGUCCAAACCCGAAAGUUUUCUAUGGGAGCAGAGCGUUCUUUUGAUCCUGUUAUUUGAUCGGUUCAGCAGACAACGCAGUAAGCUUCAGUGUUUCUGGUGCAUUUUGGUAGUAGAGAUCUAUAAUCUAGAUUAGAAAUAAGUUCCACCGUGUUGUUUUUCUAGCUUUGAUGUAUUCCUAUACGUGUUCUAGACUUCCGGUGUAUGUAUGCAGCUACGGUUAAAUAAAUGGAUUGUUUGCCUUUCGACU